Cryptomeria japonica (Japanese cedar) is the source of this 2184-nucleotide messenger RNA. RefSeq lists its product as uncharacterized. Lineage: Eukaryota; Viridiplantae; Streptophyta; Pinopsida; Cupressales; Cupressaceae. The record is from RefSeq and is a predicted model, not a curated record. Bases 1 to 2184 code for a protein of 727 amino acids. The transcript has a single exon.
AUGGCAGAGGAAGACAUGAAGAAUAUUGAAGAAGAGAAGAAUCGGGAGCCCAAUAACAGUCAGCACAUUGAUAUCAAGUACACAGAGAACCAUAAAGGUCCCAACAGUAAUGAUCAAAAUAUCUUAGAUAGUAAUGAUGUUGACAGGAACACAAAGAGUGGUAAAACUCUAUUCGAUAAUGCUCAUGUUGAUGGGGACAUGGUUAGUUAUAGUCAAAUUAUUUCUGAAGAAGAUAUUAUCAAUUUUGAUGAGGCCAUUAGAAGUCAUAAUCAAACUGUUUCAAAUGGGAAUGGAAAAGAAAAUGAUAUUUAUGUGACAAUAAGCAAUCCUAGCCACAUUUUAUCUGAUGAUGAUGAGACCACGAGAAAUCUUAAUCAAACUAUUUCUGAAGAUAAUGAUGACGAUGAUGGUUCAGAAGAUGACGAUGAUAGUUCAGAAGAUACAUUUGAUGAUGAUGAUGAUGAUGAUAGUUCAGAAGACAAUAAUGACGAUUCUGAUAGUUCAGAAGAUAAUGAUGAUGAUGAUAGUUCAGAACAUAAUAAAGAUGAUGAUGAUAGUUCAGAUGAUAAUUACUACGGUGAUCAAAAGAAUACCAGCACUCUUAGUGAAAAUAUUUCUGAUGAUGAGACCAUGAGCUAUUCCAAUCAAGCUGUUUCCAUUGAUCAUAUUAAUGAAACUGUAAACACUGAACAUGAAAGUAGCAGAGAUGGUAUUAUUGAAGGUGGCAUAUAUGAUGAUGAUGCAGAAGAAGAUGAUGAAAUUGAAGAUGAGACUUAUCAAUGCUCUCAUAAUGACUUCAAAGAUGAUGAUUUAGACCAUGCCAAGAAGCUAUGUGUUAAUACUAAGCUUUCAAGGGAUAAAUUGGAGUUACUGGUGCCAGAACGAGACUCUUUGACCUCUGAUCAAUCAUUUAUGGGAGGAGAUCUGAUGUCUUCUAAUCAGGAUUCUUUUGAUGAUACUAAAGUAACUGAUCAUACACACGAUCAUGAUAAUACCAAUUCCUCUAUAGUGUCAACAGCAGCUGAAACUAGUAAAGAAAAAACAAUAGAAAUUAGUCUCGUAAAACUUGCCCAUGUUCAAAUAAAAGAAUCCAAACAGAGUGAUCAAAAUCAAGAUAAAUUCCAAGAUUAUGAAAACAAUAAUACCGACAAAAUGGAUGAUAUUGUGGAACCCAAACAGGUUGAUCAAAAUCAGGAUAAUGAAAACAAUGAUAUUGACAAAAUAGAUCACAUCAUGGCUGAAGAAGAUGAAAAAAAGAAAGUCAAAGAGUUCAAUGAUAACGACAAAGUAGAUCACAUUGUGGCUCAAUCCAAUGAAAUAAACAAACUCAUUGAAGACAAUGGUAAAGUAGAUCACAUUGUGGCUGAAGCCAAUGAAACAAACAAACUCAUUGAAGACAAUGGUAAAGUAAAUCACAUUGUGGCUCAAGCCAGUGAAACAAACAAACUCAUUGAAGACAAUGGUAAAGUAGAUCACAUUGUGGCUGAAGCCAGUGAAACAAACAAACUUAGUGAAGACAAUGGUAACGGAGAAGAUGAGAAGUUGCAUACUUCAGAUAUGCGAGUAUUAACUGACAGUAUUUCCUCAUCUGAUCAGAAGGCAAUGCGAGUGAUAAACCAAGCUAAAACUUUCUCUGGUUAUGUACAUCAAAGGAAGCGUCCUAUAAGGGAAGAGGGACAAGAAGAGCACAUGCAAUAUGAAUAUGAAACCCAUCAUCUCAAUCAUGAUCUAUACCAUGUUCCUCAGUUUGGAGAUGAUGAUGCCAGAAAGGAAAGUAAGAACACGAAUAACACAUUAAGAUCUGAUAUGGAAGUACAGACUGAUAAUGUUGACACUUAUCCAGAAGCAGAUGUUCAUGAAUCCAGGACUAUAGAAGUACAGACUGAUAAUGUUCAUGAAUCCAGGACUAUGGAAGUACAGACUGAUAUUAUUGACACUUAUCCAGUAGCAAAUGUUCAUGAAUCCAGGACUAUGGAAGUUCAGACUGAUUAUAUUGACACUUAUCCAGUAGCAAAUGUUCAUGAAUCCAGGACUCUGGAAGUACAGACUGACACUUAUCCAUUGGCAAAUGUUCAGGAAUCCAGGACUACAUGUAAACGAUUUAGAUUGUCAAACUCUUCACCAAAACCUCUGGCAACUGUAACUAUUGAUAUAUAUAGCCCAGGAAGAACAUACUAUUCUUAA